This is a messenger RNA of Tetranychus urticae (two-spotted spider mite), 4951 nucleotides long. It is a transcript of the gene msps, whose product is annotated as msps cytoskeleton-associated protein 5. Gene Ontology annotation, biological process: spindle organization; establishment or maintenance of microtubule cytoskeleton polarity; microtubule polymerization. The record is from RefSeq and is a predicted model, not a curated record. Gene Ontology annotation, molecular function: microtubule plus end polymerase activity; microtubule plus-end binding. NCBI's taxonomy places the organism in Eukaryota, Metazoa, Arthropoda, Arachnida, Trombidiformes, Tetranychidae.
GUAAUAAUACAAGUUGUUGAAGUUGACUGUUGAUAUUGUAGUGUCUUAAUAAAUUGAAAACUAAUUAGUAUCAAAUUAAUUUUUAUUAUACUCUUGUGGUUAAGCGAUGGCUGCCGCUGGAGACGAUGUUGACUUUUCAAAAUUACCGUUACAAGAGAGACUUGAACACAAGAAUUGGAAAGCUCGAAUAAGUGGUUAUGAAGAUUUAAUUAAAGUUUUUGACGUUCAAGAUGAAAAAAGUAACGAAUUCACAAAAUAUUUAUCCAUCAUUAAGAAAAUUCCAGUUGACUCAAAUGUUACAGCUCAAGAAAAAGGACUUUCAGUUGUAUCUGUAUUUUUGGAGAGAGCUUCACCCACCAUAAGUGGUAGAAUUGCAUCUGAUAUCAUCAAUGGGUGUCUUGUCAAAGCACAACUGUCAGCACGAGCCAAAACGAAGGAAUUGGUGCCUGAAAUAAUCCUCAUGUAUAUAGAACUUGAAAAACAUGAAAUUGUUAUCGAAGAGAUUGUCAAAAGUCUGGAUAAUAAAACCCCCAAAGUCGUUGUUGGGUCUAUAUCUAUUCUGAGAGAGGCCCUGAAACAAUUUGGCCCAAAAGUUAUUAAAAUUACUGGAUUAAGUAAAAAUCUUCAUGGUUUAUUGGAGCACAAGGACAAACUUAUUAGAGACGAGGCCAAACAGUUGACUAUAGAGAUGUAUCGAUGGUUAAAAGACUCUUUGAAGCCACAGCUUUCGAGCUUAAAGCCUGUACUUCUCAAUGAACUUGAAGAAGAAUUUGCUAAAAUCAAAGAUGAAAAGCCUCGACCUACCAGAUGUUUUAGAUCUGAACAAAUUGUUGAAAAUGUGGAAGAAGUGGAGAGUGGUGACACAGGAGAUGGCGGAGAAGCUGAAAAAGUUCCUGACCCUGAAACAGACCCCUUUGAUUUUUAUGAACCCGUUGAAAUUUUAUCUAAAAUUCCCGGUGAUUUUUCUGAAAAAGUUGAAGCCAAAAAAUGGGCUGAACGUAAAGAAGCUGUUGAAAGUUUUCUUCAACUGAUUACCCCUCAUCCAAAAUUGUUGCCUGGUGAUUAUGGUGAUGUUGUAAAAAUAUUGAAAAGGUUAAUUGCCAAGGAUAGUAAUGUUGUUGUAGUUGGUGUUGCUGCUAAAUGUUUAGCUGAAUUAGCUGGUAAAUUGAGAAAAUCGUUUCACCCUUAUGCUCAUAGUUGUGUUCUUGUUGUACUUGAAAAGUUCAAAGAAAAGAAGCAAAAUGUUGUUGUUCCUCUUCGUGAGGCUAUUGAUAACAUCAUGAUCUCUUCAACAAUGGAAGCCAUUCUAGAAGAUGUUAUAUCAGCUCUUGAUAGCAAGAAUCCACAAAUAAGAACCGAAACGGCAAGCUUUAUAAGCCGUUUUUGCGCCAACACCAAUCCAGCCUCCUGGGGUAAUAAAAAGAUGUUAGUUCCAUUGGUCGAGGCAUUACUUAAAGGAUUAAAUUAUAAUGAUCCAGCCGUUCGUGAUGCAUCAGCUGAAGCUUUGGGUACUAUUAUGAAAGUUAUGAGUGAAAAAUCAAUGACUCCUUAUCUAGGAGACGUUGACGCCCUUAAGAUGGCCAAAAUUAAAGAAUAUUUUGAGAAAGCAGAAGUUAAAUAUACUGCUCCGGCCGUAACCUCACAAUCUCGCGGAGGAACCGCUAAAGUCGCCGUUCCUCGGUCAACACAAUCAGCCAAAUCAAGUGGUGGUCACCAACCUGCUGCUCCACCUACAUCUUCAUCCUCAUCAUCUAGCUUGAAUGAAACUGGCGCUCCUUCUCUGAAGAAACCAGUUACCGGAAUAUCUAAAAUUGGUGUAAGAAAAGUUGCCAAACCAGAAGCUGAGGUUAAACAACCGGCUAAAGGAACAACUAAUUCAGCUACAAGCAAAACUUUACCUAAGAUGAAAUCUAAAACUGGUUUAACGUCCACUACUGGUACAAAAAAUGAUCCAUCAGCCAGUGAGGGUUACUCUUUACCUCUCCUCCCCGUGAAUAAUUUGAAAGAGCAAAGACUGAAUGAUGAGAGAACUCUCAAAGUAUUAAAGUGGAAUUUCACGAGCCCAAGGGAAGAAUUUUUCAUUCAAUUAAAAGAGCAAAUGAUUACAGCUAACUGGAAUGAAAAUCUGGUUACCAAUUGUUUUCAUUCAAAUUUCAAAAUGCAUCUCAAAGCAGUUGAAUCCCUUCAUGACUUCCUGAAUGAAGGAAAUGUGGAGGCGACUAUCAGCAAUUCUGAUAUUAUUCUUAAAUGGAUCGCAUUACGAUUCUUUGACACAAAUCCAAGUGUCAUCCUAAAAUGUUUAGAGUAUCUGAUUAAAUUAUUCCAAGAGUUUCGAUCAGUGGAUCAAAAAUUAAGUGAAUCAGAAGGACAAAGUUUCAUACCUUAUCUUAUCCAAAAAUCUGGGGAUCCCAAGGAUGUUUUCAGACAAAAAGUUCAUGAAAUAUUAGAGAUAAUCAAAGAAAUAUACCCACCGACAAAGCUCUUCACUUUCAUUCUUAAUGGUUUAGCGUCUAAAAAUGCCCGACAACGAUCAACAUGUCUCGAUGAAUUGGGUUUCUUAAUGAAAGAUUAUGAUGAUUUGGGUAUUUGUCAACCAACACCACAACAAGCUAUUAAAGAAAUUGGCAAGCAAAUUGGCGAUAAAGAUAGUGUUGUUAGAAAUGCUGCUCUUAAUUGUGCUGUUGUUGCUUAUGAAAAGGGAGGUGAAAAAGUCCUCAAAUGGUUAGGCGGAUCAAUUCCAGAGAAGGACAUGGCCAUGUUGGAAGAAAGAAUAAAACGUAAAAGAUUGAUUCGAGCCAAUUCUGAGAAAACUAUCGUUAAACCGGAGGAGGAGAAACCUAAAGAAAUCGCUCCUCCAAGUUUGAUAAAGAUGUCAUCAACAUCAGCUCUUAAAUCUCAACCUAGCUUUGAAAGGCUACCAGCUAAAAAUGAAAUAUUUAACCCACGAACCAUGACCAAAACAUCACCUCCUAACAGAAUUCAAGAAGAAACACCAUCCGAAAGAAACGGCAGUGCUUCGCAACCCUCAAGAUUACCUCCAUCAUCUGCUAUUAAAGCUUGGUUAAUGAAUCGAGAUAUAGAAGAAGAUGAUUGUGUUACUCCACCUCAAGAUCCAAAUGUGAGUCGCAGGAAUUUUAAUACUGGAACAAUUACCAAACAAAAGCCUCCACCAAUGUCACAUGGUAUGAAUGCAAUGGAAAUUGAGUCAAUGAUGAGACGGGAAGAGAUGAGAGAAUACGAAGAAUCACAUCAAAUAUACCAAACCGAGCAAGUUCACCAAACACCUACUCACCACGCAGUUCAACGUUUUAGUCGAUCUGGUACUUACGGUUUGAAUAAUGGCAGUGACGGUGAAGAAAGUGAGGGAAGUGUUGAACAAUUGUUAAAUAUGCCUGAUGAGUUACCUAAAAGAUUUUCUGGAGGCAAACGAAACUCAUUUAGUCCUCGAUCUAUUAAAACAUCUCCUUCUGCCCAAGAUCGUGGUGAUCGCAUUACAACUGUUAUGGUUUCACGUCUUUCUUCAAGUGAUAUUAAGGUUGCCAUAGAUGCAGCUUCUCAAGUUAAUCAGACAUUAAAUAAACCAGAUCGUGCGGAGCAGUAUCUUUCUGAUAAAGUUGACCAAAUUGCUUCAUUAUGCAAUCUUCAACAUAAAUAUAUCAUCCAGAAACACAUUUAUGAUGAAUCGGUGGAUCAAAUCGAUAUUGUCAAUCUUUUAAAACUUCUAAAUCUUUUACUCCAAUCAAUCUUUAAUCAUCCAUCACUCAGGAGGCUGGUAACCAGGGAUAUUCUUAAAGAAAUCAUCUCUACCGUGAUAUGUUUACUGUUAGACGAACGAGUUGCAAGUCUCCCUGAUGGUCCUUUGAUCAUUAAAUCAACAAACCAAUUAGCCAAUGCCAUAAUCAGUUAUUCCGAUCCAACUAGCAUGCUUUCUGCAUUAAUUAAAUUGUUGCAAGAGUGCAUCGUCGGAAGUUCCAAUCCUCAAGAAAAAUCUAUUGAACUUGUUAUGAAGUGUAUCUGGAAAAUGAGUCGUUUAUUGGAUCAUUUUGUUAACGAUCUUUGUAUCGACAAAAUACUUUUUGAUAUUCAUUGUUUCUUUGAACAAUUUCCUUCCGAGUUUUGGAAAAGUGCUGAACGAAAUCGUAAUGACAUACCAAUGAGAACUGUUAAAACAAUUGUUUUCCUGAUUAUCAAACAAUUCAGAGAAGACGUAUUUCGCCAUUUAACCAUGAUUCCAGAUCCAGAGGAAACAGAACUUUAUAGUUAUAUGCAAAAAGCAUUACGACAAGUAAGAAGGGAAAGUGCAUCAUCAGAUGCUAGUCACUCAACUAGUGUUUCCAAGAGAUCUUCAGCUGGAGUAAUCGGACACACCGGUGCUAAUCCAACGUCUGAUUUAACUGUCCAAGAUGAAAUCUUACUCAAAUCAAUAAUUAAUAAAUUAGGUACCAAUAACACCGAUGAAGGUAUCCUCAUGUUAAAUGAGUUUUGCAAAUCACACCCACAAUUCAAUUUACAACAAUAUCUUAACAAAACAUCAUCUGAAUUUUUCACAACCUUUGUUUUGAGCCGCCUUGCUGAGAUAAAAGCCAUACAAUCACGGGAAAAUGACUCCAAUGGUUGUACCAAACUCGAAAAUGUAAAGAAUAUUUGUGAUCUCGAUCAACACGAGCUUCGUAAAAUGGUGCUCACAUCAAUGUCAAAGAGGCCUGAUUGUGGUUCAAUCAAACAAGAAUUGGAUGUUAUGCUCUCUAACACUUUUAAUUCCACUCAGGAAAUAUCUGCCCCAUUAAAAGAAGAUUGGAUGGCAUUUGUUGAUCGAACAGUUUCCGUUUGUAUCGAGGCAUUCGAAGCAUGUAAUAGAAAUGUUAAAUAAGAACAAAAUAUUAUAAAAAUGUAUCUGACAAAUUUUAAAUGAAGCAAUUUUUAUUGAAAUAAAAUUUGAAAAAAAAUGAUA